Molecule: messenger RNA, 960 nt
Organism: Cucurbita moschata (crookneck pumpkin)
Lineage: Eukaryota; Viridiplantae; Streptophyta; Magnoliopsida; Cucurbitales; Cucurbitaceae
Exons: 2
Coding region: 305-763 (152 amino acids)
Source: RefSeq, a predicted model, not a curated record
UUUUUUUCUAAGUUGAAAGAUAAAUUAGAAAUGGGCAGUUUUCUUGGAAGUUCAAAAUCCUCGCCAUGGAUAAAAAUUUAGAGAAAUCCUCUUCAACGACGUAGUUGAUCGGAUUCAGAUUCAAGUUCGAGACCUCGAGGAAAUUAGCUGCUCUCCGGUGAAGCGACAAGGAUCGGAGGAUCGGAUUGGACGUAUCGUUUUCAAAGAAAUCCUGAUUUCUAGCUGAAUUUGGGUGCCAUAGACUUCUUCUAAUCUUUCGAUACAAUUUGGUAUCAGUUUGAGGGGCUGCAAGGUGUUUGUGAAAAUGCCUCAACGAGAUUGGCAUAAGAAUCCGAAAGGAAAAGAGAAUAUGAGUUCUGGAGGAGGAAUCGCCGCUUGGAAUGUGUUUGACAAUGUGAAGACCACAACGAAGACGCCUGAAGCUCUAAUCGCGGAGAUCAAUACUGCAAUUGCAAAUCUCGAAUAUGCUCGAUCAACCGCCUUCUUAGAAUCUCCAAUUUCUCCCACUCCACAAGAUAGGAGCUCUGGUGUGAGCUCAAGUACUCAGUAUGAUGCACGAAUUGCAGAUGAAGCGUACAAGGCAGGGUGUGCGGCAUUGGCUGUUGGUAAACUCGAUGAGGCUCUUCAUUCGUUGAAUGUCUCUCUUUCGAAAUGCCCGCCUGAGAAAUCCUCUGCUGUUGCUAAGCUUCAGUCUCUCAUCUCUUUGACGUCUAAGCAACUUCAGAUCAGAUCUUCCAAUUGUCAUGAAAUUUCAGAAGAUUGAGCACCCUUGAUCUCUCCCCCCAAAAAUUUUCAUCUGGGAGCUGAAUCCCUCUCGUUCCUCGAUCAUGUUUGUCUGUGUGAAAUAGGCUAAAUUUAUGAUUUGGUGGUUGUUUAAGACGCGUCAAUGUAUAUUAAGAGAAGAGUAGGCCAUUAAUGCAUGGACCAUCAGAAUUAAUCAAUGAUAGAUAUUGACAGGUA